Parasteatoda tepidariorum (common house spider) is the source of this 2798-nucleotide messenger RNA. Its product is annotated as RYamide receptor-like. Gene Ontology annotation, cellular component: plasma membrane. Lineage: Eukaryota; Metazoa; Arthropoda; Arachnida; Araneae; Theridiidae. The record is from RefSeq and is a predicted model, not a curated record. Gene Ontology annotation, molecular function: neuropeptide Y receptor activity. Gene Ontology annotation, biological process: G protein-coupled receptor signaling pathway.
AUAUUCUCUCUCUUUGUAAAAACCCCAGAUUAUGGUAAUCUGUCAUUGUAUCUAAAAAUCAUUGUAUCUAAUGUAUCGGCUAAUAUAAUAUUCCAAGUUCCAGUAAGCAUAGUCAUCUUUCUGUCAAUAUGCUAUGGUGCUGUAUCUCUACUAUCUGUUUUAGGCAACGCCAGCGUCCUUUGGGUCGUUGCAUCUCGUAGACGAAUGAGAACAGUGACAAAUUACUACAUUGGUAACUUAGCCCUUGCUGAUAUAAUCAUAGGGCUAUUUGCAAUUCCAUUUCAAUUCCAAGCCGCUCUGCUCCAAAAAUGGAUCCUUCCAAAGUUUCUGUGCUCAUUUUGUCCAUUUGUACAAGUUCUUUCCGUAAAUGUUAGUGUUUUUACUCUAUCGGCCAUUGCAUUUGACCGAUACCAAGCUGUCUUCUAUCCACUCAGUAAAAGAAGCGCAUCUAAACGUUGUGCCAAACUUGUCAUUCUUUUCAUUUGGUUUCUGGGAGCCUUGGCUGCAGUGCCAUAUGCUAUGGCACUCCGUGUCACUUACGUGUAUGAUCCAGAGACGAUGGAAGACACUAAGCCAUUUUGCACGAACACGAAGAUCCCCAGGAAUUUCUGGGGCGUGUACCGUUAUGGGCUUGCAUUUCUGCAGUAUGCUCUGCCACUGUGUUUUAUUUGUUAUGCAUAUGGAAAGAUGGGAUUAAGACUUCGUGGAAGUAACCUAGAGGUUAAACCUAGAGAUGAAGCGGUGCUAAAAAAUAAAAAGAAGGUCAUAAAGAUGCUUUCAAUUGUGGUGGCAAUGUUUGCUCUUUGUUGGCUACCAUUUCAAGCUUACAAUGUUCUCCAGCAAAUAAUUCCAAAGAUCAACGAGUACAAAUACAUUAAUGUGAUUUGGUUUAGCGCUCAUUGGUUGGCUAUGAGUAACUCUUGCUGCAAUCCUUUCAUUUACGCCAUUUAUAACGAUCGCUUCAAAUCUGAAUUUAAGUCGCAAUGUCGCUGUAAGAAGCGCCAACGAAGUGAAGGUUUUGAUUCCGACAUAGUGCUGUAUUCCAUGUCGCUCUCUCAAACGAGGAGAAGUUACGUCGUCGACAACGUCCUCGGAGAACUGGAAAGAUACCUACAAUCUGAACAACAGCACCCAGUCCGUUCAAGUACAACGCAGUCAUCUUGUGAUUAUUCAAAUAAUAAUUAGUAUAAUAUCAAGCUAAGUAACAACAAGUAGAAAAUAUCACGUAAUAACAUCACAACUUAUCAAAUAUAACAACCUCAUGUAGCCUAACUAUACAAACUACAACGCAAAAUUUUUAUGAAUUUAAGGGCUUGGGGCAAUAUAAUAAUAAGGCACAUUUUAAAAUUGUUCCAUAGAACGUCCCUAGCGAUUUCCAUGGGUGGGCUCUGGGCUAAUUGUAAUGAAUAUAGCUUUCGGCUACUGUAACCUGGACAGGAAUUCGAUUUUCCGUGAUAAAUGCAAAGUGUCUGGUCGUAAUGCACUUUCUUUAAUAGUAAAUUAGUUAUUUGGAAUUGAACCCAUGCUAUUCGAAUGAUUUCAAUGAUUUAGAGACAGAAAAGCCACCCAAUUGUUGAGAAGCGUGAUGUGAAGAGCGGGGUAUUACUACUGCUUUUUGCUUUCCGAUCGAAAUUGUGGCAGUGUCCUUUGCACCAGUAAUAAUAAUAAAUAACAUCAUUUGUGCUGAAUCCUAAACGGAAGCAUAUAGCUAGUGUAGCUCUAGUGGGCUCUAGUAAAAGUGUAACUUAAGUGGUGCGUUAACAAUCAAAUCAAAUCAAAUCAAAUCAAAUCAAAUCAAAUCAAAUCAAAUCAAAUCAAAACAUGCUAGCAAUACUAUGCAUGUGCGUAUGCACAUGUUAUGUGCUGUUAACAAGUAGAAAUUUAAAAUUUUGUGAAGGAACUAUCUGGAAAAAGAAAAACCAAUUAGAAGUUUGAUUUAACAAACUCGCCUUUGUGAAAAAAUGUAGCUUUUCUUAAUACAAUGCCCUAAACCCAUCAAAUAUAAUAACAGGUAGUUUAACAAAUGAAACAGCAACAACAAAACCAUAUCUUAUCAUGUAUGACAAAAAUGAAAAGAAAAAAGUCAUAUCAUCAUUGUGUUUCUAUCUAUAACGUGAACAUUAUUCACUUUUAGCUAAAAAUAACAGGUAAUCACAACAGUUACGAGCUUUAUUGAGUUUUCAAAAUUUUUCUCGCAAUUGUUAUUGCCGUUUGGGAUUUUCCCAGAAAUCGAAAGAAAGGUUUAAUCGCAAUAAAAAAAUGGUUAAGUUUCUGAAAUUUCGAAAGUGGAAUAUUGUGUAGAGCUCAAUAAAGGGUAGCUCAAAAUUCGAUUCACGAAUUCAAAGGGAAGAUAACAGUUUAUCAGAGAGGUGAUCAAGGGGAGGAAAACUAUCAUAGAACAUAGCUUCACAAAUCACGUUGACGGUUUGAAAAGCACAGAAAAACCUAUACAAGUUCCAACGUCACGCUGGAAACCAGUACUACAAUCUUCCUCAUUAACAGAAAUAUUUAUUUCAAUAAUUAUAACAAGAGUUGUUGCAAGGUGUUACCAUUGACAUCAUUGCAUAUUCUUCAUAGACUUAAAAGUGUUGUCUGAAUGUGCUCGAAGUUGACCGGUGUGCUUUCGAUGUCUGCUGAAGCGAGAAUAAUCCGCGCUCUGAGAUUUUUUGGUAUGUCCACAGAAUUUGCAUGAAUUAAUGCUUUAAUCCUUUCCUUCUCACUCCCGUGAAAAUGACGGGUGGAGGUUUCGCCCUCUAUUUCUCACUCCCGUAAAAUUUCCGGGCUGGAGUGUUCAGUAG